Harpegnathos saltator (Jerdon's jumping ant) is the source of this 1678-nucleotide messenger RNA. RefSeq lists its product as uncharacterized. The record is from RefSeq and is a predicted model, not a curated record. Bases 300 to 1124 code for a protein of 274 amino acids. NCBI's taxonomy places the organism in Eukaryota, Metazoa, Arthropoda, Insecta, Hymenoptera, Formicidae. Gene Ontology annotation, molecular function: sequence-specific DNA binding. The transcript has 8 exons.
GCUGUUCAUACUGCAUACGUUAACUAAUACGAUUUAAAGUCUGUAAGUGGCGUAAAUGGUUAAUGCAUAUAUAAUAGACUGCGUAAGCGACAAAAGGCGAUCGCGCGCAACGAGGAGCGAGCGGAAAAUUGCUUUCCGGAAAACCAUGCUGUAUCAGUUCAGUAGUGUAGCUACCAUGGUGUAAGAAUAUAAGGUGAACCAUUCCCGUGGAUGCGUAGUAGCCACCAAUCAGAAAUUUGCCCUAAACUUUAAAACACCAAUAUGGCGACACAUUGAAACAAGUGAGGUAUUUUAAUACAAUGCCAUCGUGUUGUAUAAAGAAUUGCAAAAGUCGUACAUUUUACACCGACAAAAAAAAUAUAACAUUCUUUAGAUUUUCAAAGGAAAAAGUGAUAUUAGAGAAAUGGAUAAAUGCUUGUGGAAAGAGUGAAGACAACAUAAAAAUUAAUUCUGGAAGGAUAUGCAGUCUUCAUUUUGAAGAUAACUGUUUUGUAAUGCGAUGGACACAGCCAAAAUCUACUAAAACAUGUAUGAAACAAAUGAAACGACUCAAGGAGGGUUCUAUUCCCACAAAAAUGUUACUAUUGGAUAAAAGCAGGAAAAGAAGAAACAAAAAAGGAACAAUGUCAGAUAGUGAUCAUGUUUCUGUAAUGACAGGAAAAAUGUUAAACACCGAAACAUCUAAACAGCAAAUGAGCGAAUUAUCCACUUGUCUACAGAUUGAACAAUGUAUCCAGGAAAAUAUAUAUAGUGAAGAAGAUAAUUUUGAUAAACAGAACUCUCUUAUAUCAUUGAACGACGUGCUAAGAGAAAAUGAAAACCAAAAAAGUGGAAACUAUGAUGUAUCUGAGACGUUAUUGCAAAAGUUACGAUGUUUUGAAAAUGAAAAUAAGAAACUUUUACAAGAGAACAAACAACUCAAAAAGAAAAAUGAGCAAUUAAACACACAAGUAGAACAACUGCAGACAAGUGUUAUGCAAAAUGCUUCUAUGAUACAGAUCCAUGGGUGCAGCAUACGAUCAUCCGACGCCAGUCGAAAUACAACAUCGUUUAAAGUGGUAUAUCUUAGGGAAGCAUUCUGGACAUCUCAUUUCAUCAUAGGAAAAUACGGAAAGGGAUUCUAACUCUUCAAUGCUUAUUGAUAUGGAAGACUUACAUUCGUCGGAUAAUUAUGAUGCAAAUUCUCUACAGCUUAUGUUAGAAAAUUAAAGUAUGAUGGAAAAUGAUGUAUUAAUAGGUUCAACAUUAACAUACAUGACACAAAAUAUGAACACUAAUGAACAAAGAGAAGAAAGAGAAGAAAAUUCUAUGGAAACAGAAAGUGGAGAAGGUAUGAAAUAUUGAACGGUUUCCGUAAUUAUAAUUAUUAUGUGUACAACUUUAUUUUUAAUCAUGAUAUCGUUAGUAUUCUUGAGAAAUAUUAUUUCUUUACUGUUUAUUGCAGCAACAUAGCAGUCCCAGAUAGCACAAAAUCUUCAGAGAAUAUUCUUAGAAUGUUCUUAGGAUGUAUGAAUGUGCUUAGAACGUUCUUAGAACGUCCUUUGAAGAUUUGUGCUGCUGGGGUACAAUAUAUAAUAUGAUCAACAUAGAAAUAUUUUAAUUUUUCGUGUUUCUAGUGUGUAAUUUAAGUACGUAUGAGCCUAACAAAGAUGAAGCUAAUUUAUUGUAUGACCUCGAA